CCUUCAUUAAAGUCUGCAAAAUGAAUUCACUAGAAAAGUGCUUGAUUUUAAUUAUUUUACUCAAAGUUUUGUGUCUAGUUGAGUCAUAUCCAUCAAAUAAAAUUCCUUGUACUAAAUCAGAUAUUGGCAUUAAGCCAUGUGAAGCAUCACGAAAAAUAAUUCUUGGAAUGAACAGACGAGGAAAUCCAGAAGAGAGGGGACCAUAUUUUGAGGGAGACAUAAUUAGAUCCAGAAACAAGCAAUUGAAAAAACCACCAAAAUUAUGGAUUAAUGGAAUUGUGCCUUACGAAAUUUCUGGAACCUUUCCUCCUACCAAUAAGAAAACGCUUAUGACAGCUAUUGAGGAAGUCAAUUCAAAGACAUGUCUGAAUCUCAUCCCUAGAACUAAUCAAAAGGAUUUCAUUAUAUUCAAAAGUGAUCCAUCUAGCUGCUGGAGUAGCAUUGGAAGAAUUGGAGGUCCACAAGUCGUUAAUUUAGAGAGUCAGUGCCUAAAAGCUGUAGGGACAGGAAUUCAUGAAAUAUUUCAUAGUGUCGGUCUGUAUCAUGAGCAAAAUAGAAUCGAUAGAGAUGACUUUGUAGACAUAAAGACAGACAAUAUUCUCAAUUCUAAGCUUGUCAAUUUUCAAAAAACAGCUGAAAAUGUCUACAACACUAAUGGCGUUGGUUAUGACUAUGGAAGUGUCAUGCAUUACUCGCCUUAUUCGUUUUCAAAGAAUGGAAAAAUCACAAUUGAAACUAAAGGAAAUCCUAAUACGAAGAGAAUUAUGGGACAAAGAGCUGGAAUGAGUCAAAAUGACAUAGAGAAAAUUAAAAGGAUGUAUAAUUGUCAGUAAUUAAAUAAUUAUGGUAAUAAAAAUGGAUAUGCA
Chironomus riparius is the source of this 866-nucleotide messenger RNA. NCBI's taxonomy places the organism in Eukaryota, Metazoa, Arthropoda, Insecta, Diptera, Chironomidae. The record is from the annotation of a GenBank genome assembly.